AUGAGCGUAGCAGCAAAUUCAUCUCCAUCUCCGGCAACUGGGCGCAUAACCAGCUCAGCUCAAAUCCUCCCCAAUUGGGACACUCGCCCCAUUCUACGCUUCGAUUUCCCCACCGCCCAAGCCCAAGAAGCCUUCCACCGCGCCUUCUUACAAGUCCGCUCCGAAAAGGAUAAAGCUACCUUCAUGGCACGUUUCUUUGACAACUACGACGGCCAAGUGUCGAUCCCACGACGCGUUGUCAUGGACACGAGUCGUGAUGAGCAAGUGGCAAAGGAGGUACAGCGAAGUUUAGGGGUAGUAAUGGAUACCGACAGGGAUCUGGAGGUUGCCAGAAGACUUCAGCAGCAGAUGGAUGGAGACGACAUUGGCGGAAAUCGAAUGAACGCGCAAUUAUACAAUGGACAAAUGGCAAGCCUUAGGCAGCGUCGACUUGUUUUCGAAAGGAGACGUCAGGGUUACGGCGGGACGGGUGGUUUAGGCUACAACGGCGGUGUGGGUCGGAUGGUAGACCGGUUUAGAGACAUGUCAGUUCACCAGCGUGUUGCACAUCCUGGCUAUCCUCCACAACAACCACGCCAACCGAAUUACUACAAUAACAGCUAUGGUGAGCCGUGGGCAUACGGUCCAGGUGACGGAGGAUACGGGAAUGGAAGCUAUGACGCUGGAUACGAUCCUAGGUAUCGAAACUGGGGUCAGUGGCGUAGAGGCUACUAA
Alternaria burnsii is the source of this 714-nucleotide messenger RNA. RefSeq lists its product as uncharacterized. The transcript has a single exon. NCBI's taxonomy places the organism in Eukaryota, Fungi, Ascomycota, Dothideomycetes, Pleosporales, Pleosporaceae. Bases 1 to 714 code for a protein of 237 amino acids. The record is from RefSeq and is a predicted model, not a curated record.